This is a messenger RNA of Staurois parvus, 313 nucleotides long. The record is from the annotation of a GenBank genome assembly. Lineage: Eukaryota; Metazoa; Chordata; Amphibia; Anura; Ranidae.
GACCGCGCAAUUGUCAUUCAAAGUGUGAGAGCGCUGAAACGUGAAAAAUGGCCUGGGCAGGAAGGUGUAAAAUUGCCCGGUAUUGAAAUGGUUAAAGUUUCCUUUAACUGGAGGUCUUAAUUUCCUCAAUCCUUCUGAGAUCAGAGGCAUGAAUUUAAGCAAGAGCAUUGUUAUUGGCUAUAGAUUCUCCUUUACUUGGCCAGCACACCAUCAUACAGAUAACCAGGACAUCUUCAAAAGUCCAGAGUUCUAUCCUAUACAGGGUCGGACUGACCAUUUGGAAUCUCAGGCACUGCCCGAGGGCCCAGGGUCA